This is a messenger RNA of Schistocerca serialis cubense, 1058 nucleotides long. RefSeq names its product CD63 antigen-like. The transcript has 5 exons. The record is from RefSeq and is a predicted model, not a curated record. The coding region runs from base 89 to 805 and encodes 238 amino acids. Gene Ontology annotation, cellular component: membrane. Lineage: Eukaryota; Metazoa; Arthropoda; Insecta; Orthoptera; Acrididae.
GGCUGUGCAAGGCGCCAGUCUCCAGUUGGCCAGCGUGCAGCCGCCGCAGUGGACGCGCAGACAGCGACUCGGACACAGCGACAGCGCAAUGGGUCUCCGCGGAAGCUCCGCCUGCGUCAAAUACCUGCUCUUCAUCUUCAACCUCAUCUUCGUAAUUACAGGAGUAAUUAUCCUGUCAGUUGGUGCUGUCAUUCAGGGAGUUUACUACAAAUAUGAACACUUUCUGGAUAAUAGAUUCUUUUCUGCACCUGCACUGCUUAUUGCUGUGGGAACAAUUGUGCUGAUAAUAUCAUUUUUUGGAUGCUGUGGUGCUGUGAAAGAGAACCACUGUAUGAUACUUACUUUUUCUGCAUUGUUGGGAGUUAUAUUCAUCUUAGAAUUGGCAGCUGGAAUAGCUGGUUAUGUUCUUGAAGAUGCAGCUGUGGAAGUAAUAAACAAGAGAAUGAAUGACAGUAUGGUGCAUUAUAGAGAUAGUCCAGAAAUAACUAUUGUAUGGGACAGCAUUCAAAAAGAAUUCAGUUGCUGUGGGACCAACAAUAUUACAGACUGGGGUGUUGUAUACAAAAAUGAGUCACUACCAGACUCUUGCUGUGCCAGUUUCUUACAUACACAGUACAGCUGUAAUGUCACAAUGGCAGAAGAGCAUCACAUUAGGAGCUGUCAUGUUGCAGUUCAAGAAUCUGUAAUAGCAAAUGCUGUUACACUGGGUGGUGUUGGUGUUGGAAUAGCAUUUAUUCAGCUACUGGGAAUUAUUCUGUCCUGCUGUCUCGCCAAGUCCAUACGAAAACACUAUGAAUCUGUGUAACAUUAGAAAUUCCUCUAAGUAAGGCAAACAUGUACAAGAUUCAUCAACUGCAAUUUUCGGACUGAUGCAUGUUAAAUGAAGUAAAAUCAUGUUGUGCCAUACUCAAAAUUAAAAGCAUUGAAAGUUAUUACAGUUGAUCUUGUUGGUCAGAGACAAUUACUGAGAACUGUUGUGUAAAUAAAUAAUGGCUAAUUCUGUGUUCCUUUUGUAUUAAAACUACAAUUUUAACAAAUAAAAUUGAGCUCAAGUUUGA